Solenopsis invicta (red fire ant) is the source of this 1140-nucleotide messenger RNA. It is a transcript of the gene Ercc1, whose product is annotated as DNA excision repair protein ERCC-1. Gene Ontology annotation, cellular component: ERCC4-ERCC1 complex; nucleus; nucleotide-excision repair factor 1 complex. The transcript is spliced from 5 exons. Gene Ontology annotation, molecular function: single-stranded DNA binding; damaged DNA binding. Gene Ontology annotation, biological process: mitotic recombination; UV-damage excision repair; meiotic mismatch repair. NCBI's taxonomy places the organism in Eukaryota, Metazoa, Arthropoda, Insecta, Hymenoptera, Formicidae. The record is from RefSeq and is a predicted model, not a curated record. The coding region runs from base 250 to 1035 and encodes 261 amino acids.
GCAGUCCGCAGUCCAGUAUGACAGGUUUUCUAACCUCUAUACUAUAGUCGUUAAGUUUAGUGCUGUUUAGUGCUUGAUAUCUCGUUUUGCGGGGUAGAGUGAGCAACACUUUUUUUCUAUCAGAUUCGUUCGUUUUGUGCGAAAAUGCGUUGAAUGACCCUAAUUGGAUCAAAAUUGGUGGUAGGGGUAUUUUGGAUAAUCACCUUUAUCACAAAUUAUAUAUUAUAGGGCCAUGAAAAUAUUUAUGUAAUGAAUAACACAAAUGAAAAUACAGAAGAUUUAGAUAAUGUAUCUCCAUCAAAACAAGCUAAAAAUACGUCUUUCCAGUCUGCUUUUAGUAACUUGAAGAAAUCUGAAUUUUUCAAGGAUCUUUCAGAGUCUAAGCCUGAAACUUCAGUGACAGCUACUUCGAACAAAAUCAACACUGUCUUUGUCAAUCCAAAGCAGAGAGGCAAUCCAUUAUUGAAAUUUAUAACAAAUGUAUCAUGGGAAUAUUCUGACAUUGUGCCAGAUUAUGUAAUGGGAAAAACUACAUGUGCUCUUUUCUUAUCAAUUCGUUACCACCAAUUGAAUCCUGAUUAUAUUCAUGAAAGACUUAAAUUGUUGGGUAAUGUUUAUAACUUACGAGUGCUCUUAGUACAGAUUGAUGUCGCCGAUCCUCAUCAUGCUUUAAAACAUCUAACAAGGAUUUCCAUUUUGGCAGACAUGACAUUAAUGUUAGCAUGGAACGCAGAGGAUGCCGGAAAAAUUAUUGAAACUUACAAAAUGUAUGAAAGUAAACCAUCUGAUGACAUCAUGGAACGUAGUGAUACAGCGCCCCAUCAAAAAUUGGUUAAUGCUUUAACAACAAUAAGAUCUGUCAACAAAACCGAUGCAACAACUCUUCUAACAACUUUUGGCACGUUAGCUGACAUUGUAAGAGCACAGCCAAAUACUCUGGCCUUGUGUUCUGGAUUUGGCCUGCACAAAGCUCAAAAGCUUCACAAGGUUUUACAUGAAUCUUUUCUACGCCCACCAAAUCACUCUACAAAAUAAAAUAUAGAAAAAUAAAAUAUGUAUAUUAUGAAUGUCUUACCAUCCUUGUGCUGAAAUAAAAUAAUAAUCAAGUGAUAGAUACAUACACAAAUAUUUAGAGGAAAA